CCCUAUCAUCCCCUUAUCCUCGAGCCCAAGCAGCAAAACGCGAGCAGAGAGCGCAACACGAAGAUGGCGACGAUGUCCCUCGCCGCGGCCUCACCCCUCACCGCCUCCACUCCCCACGGCCUCGCCGUGUCCGCGCCCCGAGCGCCAUUCCUCGGCCUCCGCUCAUUUGGCGCGCCGGCGACGCGGUUCGCGGGACUGGCGGCGGCGCCGCGGCCGUCGGGGAGGGGCGAUGCGGCGGUGGUGAGGAUGGCGAAGAGGGAGCAGGAGCUGGAGGAGAUACGGGCCAUGGAGACGGAGAAUCUGGAGCAGGAGGUGGUGGACCUGAAGGGGGAGCUCUUCCUGCUCCGCCUCAAGCGCUCCGCGCGCCAGGAGUUCAAGUCCAGCGAGUUCGGCCGCAUGCGCAAGAGGGUUGCUCGUCUGCUGACUGUGAGAAGAGAAAGGGAAAUUGAACAAGGAAUCAACAAAAGAAAUUCUAGGAAGCUUGACAGGAAAUGGAAACUGGGUAUUGUGGUUGGACCACCACCAUCUCUAAGGGAGAAGAAGGAGGAGGACUAGAAAACAGCAAAAACAGGCAAUUUGCACAAGUCAUUUCACCCCUUAUAAUGGUUUGUUUUGUAAUCCAGAGUACAGCUUUCAAGUCCUUGCUGUUAAAACCAGAACUCAUGUUACCAUUUUUGUGUGUAAAUCUCAGUUUUAUUUGAAAUUUCUGCUACUUCUUUCUGUGUUAACUGUUUAUGUUCUUGUAUAAUUGACAUAUGAAACUCUACGUGUAAGGAGUUUAUGCUAUUCGUCGUCAAGACUAAGUAGCACUC
This is a messenger RNA of Triticum dicoccoides, 812 nucleotides long. Its product is annotated as 50S ribosomal protein L29, chloroplastic-like. Gene Ontology annotation, biological process: translation. The coding region runs from base 64 to 555 and encodes 163 amino acids. Gene Ontology annotation, molecular function: structural constituent of ribosome. The record is from RefSeq and is a predicted model, not a curated record. NCBI's taxonomy places the organism in Eukaryota, Viridiplantae, Streptophyta, Magnoliopsida, Poales, Poaceae. Gene Ontology annotation, cellular component: chloroplast; ribosome. The transcript is spliced from 2 exons.